AUGGAGUCCUCAGUCUUUUUCAAGUUCAAGUCUAGCAAGGAGCCCACCCGUGUGGAGUUCGACGGAACUGGCAUAUCCGUCUUCGAACUAAAACGUGAAAUCAUCCUGAAAAGUGCGCUCGGCGAUGGCACUGAUUUCGACCUCGUCAUCGCUGCCGAUGAAGGCUUCAAGGAAGUUUACGAUGAUGAUACAACCAUCAUUCCAAGAUCAACCACGGUCAUUGCUCGCCGCAUGCCCGCCAAGGUCCAGGGUAGGGGAGGAGCUGCUCGCUAUGUCUCGGGCAAAAUGCCUGUACAUGCAAAGAAUUCAUCACGCAAAGAACAACCCAUUGUCAAGGCCCUGGCAAAGCCGGUCGCCAACCCCGUCGUGCAGCUUAACAGUGCCAUGACUGAGGAAGAGAAGAUGGCGGCCGUCUUCCAAGCUCAGACGGAGAAUUUCACCGCUAGGGAGGAGGAAAUGGCGACGCAGCAAUAUGUCGCCAAAUCUGGCCCCAAGAAGCCUGCGAACGUCCCUGAUCAUGACCCUCCCCAAGGAUACAUCUGCUAUAGGUGUGGCGAGAAGGGUCACUGGAUUCAACUCUGCCCGACCAACGACAACCCGGACUUUGAUAACCGCCCCCGCGUAAAGCGAACCACCGGCAUCCCGAAAUCCUUCCUAAAGACAGUAGACAAGGCAACCGCCCUAGGUCAGAAUGGGGACGGUGACGAAACCAAAACCCCGUCCGGCAUCAUGGUUAAUGCCGACGGAGAGUUUGUCAUUGCCGAGCCUGACAAGGCUUCAUGGGAACAGUUUCAGGCCAAGGCCAAGUCGAACUCAGCAGCUCAAAAGGCUACUCCUGAGGGAGAUAAGGAGAUUCAAGAGCGUGGGCUGGAGUGCCCCAUCGACCACAAGUUGUUCAUAGACCCAAUGAAGACACCGUGUUGUGAGAAGACGUAUUGCAAUGAUUGCAUUACAAACGCCCUCAUUGAGAGCGACUUCAUCUGCCCUGGCUGCAAGUCCGACGGCGUACUUAUUGAUGACUUGAAGACGGAUGAGGAGGCGGUUGAGAAGAUCAAGGCUUUCCUUGCGGAAAAGAACAGUAAGGCGAAAGAGGGGUCCCAAAGCCCUGGCAGUCCCAACAGCCCGACAGCACCAAAGUCUCCGGCAUCUACCGACGCUCUUGCCGCCGAAACCAACACUGAACAAACCAAGCCGAAAUCCGAAUCUCCGACUCCGACAAACACUGCACCACCUGCAUCGCAGCAAACCUCGCAGCAGCCGCACGCAUCGCAAGCGCCAGCAUCGAUGCAAUCCGGCUCCACUGGCAAGACGACGCCACCAACACAGGCUAACCAGGGACAACAAGGUCAGCAAGUUUUGAAAAAGCGCCCUGCCGAAGAUGCCCUGGAGAACCCCAAGAUCCCCAAGGCCCCCAAGGCCAUGCAGCAGAAGGCUCAACAAACCCAGCAGCAAGCCAUGAUGGAGCAGAUGAUGAAUGGGGUGCCUGGCAUGCCUCCCAUGAAUGGCAUGAACCCCAUGAACUUUUCACCCCAAAUGUUCCCUGGCAUGCCCAUGAUGGGUAACUUUGGAGGUAUGGGAAUGCCCAACAUGCCCAUGGGCAUGAUGAACAUGAUGAACCCAAUGAUGGCCGGCGGGAUGGGACCUGGCUUCCCCAUAAACGGCGGGCUGGGCCCUGGUGGCUUCCCCGGUGGCUCCGGCGGAAUGCCCAACGGCAACAAUCCCGGAAUGUGGAACAACGGCAUGGGCAUGAACGGCCCGCACGGCGGCGUUCCCAACGGUCCCAACAUGGGUGGCGCCAUGGGACCAGGCGGUGGCAGAAUGAACAUGAUGAACCAAGCAGCCGGCAUGGGCAUGCACAAUGGUGGCGGCUAUCAAAUGCAGCAGCAGCAGUUCAAGAACUUCUCCAACCAGCCCGCUGAUGAUGACGAUGCCUAUUUCAGGAAACCAGUCAACCCUCACCGCCACCAAAACCGCCAAAGGCGCGUCCGGCCGAGUGAUUACCGAGAACUGUAA
This is a messenger RNA of Sordaria macrospora k-hell, 2013 nucleotides long. RefSeq lists its product as uncharacterized. Gene Ontology annotation, molecular function: ubiquitin protein ligase activity; nucleic acid binding; zinc ion binding. Gene Ontology annotation, cellular component: nucleus. The record is from RefSeq and is a predicted model, not a curated record. NCBI's taxonomy places the organism in Eukaryota, Fungi, Ascomycota, Sordariomycetes, Sordariales, Sordariaceae. Gene Ontology annotation, biological process: protein ubiquitination; ubiquitin-dependent protein catabolic process.